AUGUAUUUCGUGGCUCCCGAAAAAGACACAUUGACGCUGUGCUUUUCAGUCACUAUCCUGACAUACGGCGACGGAUAUCCUGUGUCGAACGCUUCUGAUGCGACAGCGAUGAGUUACUCGCUGUGCACCUCCGUCUGUGGGGUUGGACCACGACCUUUCGACUGGUUCAAGUUUUCGCAAGAUUUCAGUGCAUGGCUGCUGCCAGCUCCCCUUUGGGGCACAGUACAGGCGUGA
Molecule: messenger RNA, 234 nt
Organism: Suillus paluster
Lineage: Eukaryota; Fungi; Basidiomycota; Agaricomycetes; Boletales; Suillaceae
Exons: 1
Coding region: 1-234 (77 amino acids)
Source: RefSeq, a predicted model, not a curated record